AUGUCUGAUCUUUUCGACAAAUGGCCAUGGUGGAUCACUCGCUUUAUUGGUGCUCACAGCUAUAACAAAAAACCACUCCCUCUUUGGCGUACUUGCAUAUGGGCCUUCUUGGGUGCGUUUGUUGGCAUUGCCAUUGUCGAGAUUAUCUUCACCUACUCGUCCUACUUUCGUGUCCAACAUAAUGUCCCUAUGAUUAUAGCAAGUUGUGGCGCCUCGGCCAUUCUGGUGUAUGGUGCUAUCGAAUCGCCUUUGGCACAACCUCGUAACGUCCUGGGUGGAACGCUUGUUGCUUCUAUUAUAGGCGUGGCAAUCAACCAAAUGUUUCUUCAUAUCAACACACCUGAAGCCGCUGUGGAACAUGUACGAUGGGUUGCUGGUGCUACGAGUGUUGCCAUCACACUUGUGUUGAUGCUUGCUCUAAAGUGCGUUCAUCCUCCAGCAGGUGCAACAACCAUCAUCCCCAUUGCGAUCAAGGAAGCUGGCGAUUUGGGAUGGUACUAUAUCGGUGUCAUGAUGCUGUCAUUGACGGUCAUGGUCGUCAUUGCAAUGAUUAUCAACAAUAUCGAUCGACGCUAUCCUACAUUCUGGUGGACGCCUUCACCUGCUCCUGCAUCACUACCAUCCCCCGUAGCAGCAGCCACUGUAUCCGAUCCUGCUGGUCUGGAAGUCACCUCCACAACCGAAGAUGAAGAACAAAAGCGAACACCCUCCAUCUCAUCGAGUGAGACGCGCUAUUAUAUACCCGAUCCAGCCACUCUCCCUGAUGGUAUCUUGGAUCCAGAAGAACACGAGGUUUUGAAGAGAAUAUACCAAAAGUUACAGCAAUGA
Lichtheimia ornata is the source of this 828-nucleotide messenger RNA. RefSeq lists its product as uncharacterized. NCBI's taxonomy places the organism in Eukaryota, Fungi, Mucoromycota, Mucoromycetes, Mucorales, Lichtheimiaceae. Bases 1 to 828 code for a protein of 275 amino acids. The transcript is spliced from 2 exons. The record is from RefSeq and is a predicted model, not a curated record.